Messenger RNA from Chelonoidis abingdonii (Abingdon island giant tortoise), 5349 nucleotides. Lineage: Eukaryota; Metazoa; Chordata; Testudines; Testudinidae. The record is from RefSeq and is a predicted model, not a curated record.
AAGUGAGUAGUGAAAAUACACUUUGGAUAGAGCCAGCUUGCUAUUAACUGUAUAACCCACUCUGAAUCCAUCCAGCAACAGUGCUGGUUUCCAAGGCCAGCUGCAGAGUUUUUAGAUGUGAUGUUAUAUUCACAAUGUGAAGUUUACUAGAAUCCUAAAGAUAAAAGUAUUGUCAAUUGGCCUCUCUGCACUACCUAGCAAUGUAGAUUAAUGCAAUGAGGCAUGGGAGGCUUUUGCUUGGUUUCGUUGUACCCCGGAAUGGGAUGUAAUUUAAGCAAUCAGUUGUGUGCUGUCUUGACCACUGGCUGACCCAAGUCUGUUUUGUGUGACUUAUGCUUACACACUAAUGCUUGAACUUCGGUAAAUCAGGGCCUCUUUUCUCCCAUAGAGGACAUACAUGGCAUUAAGUAUUUUUAGGGACAUCAGUUUUUACUUGCUGAGUUCUAUUUUUAACAUAAAAUGCUAAUUGUAGCUCUUCAGGGCAGGAAUCCCAUCUUUCCAUUUGCUAGGUGUUGUACAAAGUAGAAGUCCCGAUCCUGACCAGGACUUUGAGGUGAUAUGGCAAUACAGAUAGUGCCAUUUACCUGUUUUUCCUCACUUUAGAAUCUUUAUUUCCCUUUCCCUCCCCAUCUCCCAAAAACCAAUCAAUAUAAAACUGUUCCCUGAUGACCUCACCUGCUGCUCUGCCAAGCAUGGAAUCUUUCAGAGGGCCUGAAGCAAUGACUUGUGCAUCUUGAAUCUGACUUGGAAUACAGUCCAAACAGCAAAAGGUGUCUAAUAUGAAAAAAGAGUGUGCAUACAUUCUAGAACAGUUCACUGGGGAGAUUGGGGCAUCUUCCUCUGUAUAAUACAAUCACUUCCUCAAUCAUACUCUCUCUGCCCCUGCACAGGGGUGCUAGCCCCUUCCACGUCAAGGAGUGAGUAACUGUAGCCAACAGCUGCGUACAGGCAAUCCUAGCCAGAUUAGAGUUGGGUUGCAAAAACAGACUGAUAAGGGAAACUAAACAGCAAGAAUAUUUAAUACUACACCUUAUAUUUAUUGCUGGACUCUUCGAAUGAGCCAUGCCAGUCCUAACAGUUUUUCUUUUCAAACAGGGCUGAUAACACUGACUUCAGGCAUGUAGGCAAGAAGAGCAGUUAUUACAGCUGAGAAGCAGGCCCAGAUGGAGAACAAGAGAACAAACAGGGAGAGUGAUGCAAUGGAAAAAAGGGGCCCAUAUAUCAUGACCAAAGCUUCCUCCAUUCAUGCCAAACUGCAGAAGCAUCGAGAAAUGGCGAAGGCGGUGCUGCGGAGGAAAGGCAUCCUGGGGGCAACUGUUCAACAGCAACCAAAGCCAGCAGCAAAGAGGUCACUGAAGUUUAACAAGGGCUAUGCUGCUCUCAGCCAGACAGCGGAUGAGAACCUGGUGUCCCUUGAUUCAGACAGUGAUGGGGAGCUGGAGUCAAGAUGUUCCUCCGGUUACUCCUCUGCAGAGCAGGUGAACCAGGAUCUAAGCCGUCAGCUUCUGCAGGACGGGUACCACCUAGAUGAGAUCCCGGACGAUGAGGACCUAGAUCUCAUUCCCCCAAAACCUGUUGCCUCCUCACCUUGUCCCUGUUGCUUCGGGGAGUCUCUCUCCUGCACAAUCCAGUAGGCACUGCUCAUCCGGGGCUGCACACUACAAGUCAAGGGCCAGCACUUUCUACCGUGUUUCUUAGUACAUUAGUAUGCCUGAUAGAGGCAACUACAUUCAGCAUUGAACACUGGCAGAAACUGAAAUGGGCUCAGUGACUGAAGAACUGGACGCUGCCACUGCUGCAGUUAUUGGCACCUGCUCAAGUUGAGCAGCAACAGUUGAUUAUCCCAAAGCUACUUUUUGUUACAUAUAGUGAUAUAAUAUAUAGCUGUUAUGUGUAGCUGUUCAGGUUGCCUGAACGUGGAAAGUGUUGGAGUGUGGAAAGAUGCUUCAUGCUGGCUGGGGGAGGAGGGAGAAGAGAGAACAUGUGCGUACUCUCACUCUUACAGGAGAACUCCAAAGCUGUUUGUAAAGGUGAACAGCAAAGGUCUCAAGUCAGUAACCUAACAAGCUAGAGAAAUGCAAAUGAAGGCACUUGAGUCUGCAAACAGUCAUUCCUUUUCCUCUUGUGCCAAGGCUGAGGUUCGGGAUCUGGUGCUGCCUUGGGUGGUUGCCACAUCCUUACAGACUCUGAACUCAGGAUCUAGCAGGUAAGCAGAGAAGAAAGGAACUUCUAUUUCCCCAGUGUUGAAACAAGCUACUUGAAAGGCUCUUGAAUACUCUGAUCCAGUCUGCUCACACGUUUUGUUAAUCCUGUGGGAUUUCAAAGGAUUUGCUUUCAUUCUUUGGGGUUCAUCUCAUUAACUGGUUGUUUUUAUUUUUUUUAAAAAAACCCACCACCACAACAAAACCUUUGUCAUGGGGCUUUCAAGGUGGUUAGAGAUCCUGGAUGGUACCAUUACAGCUGCAGCACUACAGUUUCUGAGUGUAUCUCAUAAGCAACUUCAGGCCCUGGCCUUUAAUCUCCACUUCUGUGGAGGUGACCUAACAAACUGUCUGCAUUUAUUUAUUUAUUUAUUUAUUUUUCUUUGGUGUAUUCACAAGUCCUGGCUUGAAGUCUGCAGGGCCCCUCUGGGACAGAGAGGUUGAGGUAGGCUAGCUGAGAUGGAAUUCCUCUGGGAAACAGCAGAGGUUAAUGAAGGAGGAGGGCUGCCUGAUAAGUGUCUAGUUAGAUUAAUGGAUGUAAUGGCAUCUAUAAUUGCUCUGGGUUUGCUUUGAACUAAAUCUAUACAUAGUGAUCAAAACCAAAGCUUGCUGCUCCUUUUGAAUACCAGGGCAGGCACUGUGAAGUGACUGGGUGUGGUGAUGAGGGUCAAGGCAGGUGUGGGCAGGGUCUUGAGCUCCUUUAUUUGAGAGGCUGUUUGCUAAAGAUUGCCAUGUUGCCUACUGAGAGCACUCUACAUUCCAUGCAUCUGAUGUGAUUAAUCAGGUGACUGGCUUCUAGUUGUCUGACUGGACCACUGGCACACCAUAUUAUAUAGAAACCCUGCUAACAUCUCUUGUAGGACAUGUCAAUUUCUGUUUAUUAGUGGGUUUUAGGGGCUUCUGACUAGGUCAUAGUAGUUUUACUCUGGGUUUACUCUGCCAUGGAAGGUCUGAACUUAGGAGUGAGAAGUUUGUGUGAAUUUGGCUGAUAACUUUUAAGUUACAAAAAUACAAAAUCAGGCUGAGUCUUGUGCUGCUCUUACUCAUGCUGUCGACUGUGAAUCUCUGCAUCAUGGCAUACUGUCAGGAUUGCUUCCUGUCAUGUUUUGUGGGGUUUUUUUUUUUUUUUUUUUUGGUGACCCAAUCCCAAAUAUGGUGGGCUUUGGACAGUCCUGAAAUAUAUCUAUUGUGCUGAUGUGAUCUCUUAAAGCAUUAUGAUACAAUGAACUGACUUCCUCUAAAAGGACAAAAUUCAUAAAGAUGGAUUUGGUCUUUACCCUAAAAAUGAAGGAAGUUUCUUUUAAAAAACAAACAAACAAACAAAAAAACCUGCAUCAAAGUAGCUUGAGGAUUCUGAGCCUCCUCCCACAAUCCUCAGCGUUAGUUAGUUUAAAUUCCAUUGUUAAUUCUUUGCCCUCCAGAACAGGAAUAGCAACCAAAACUGUGACUUCCCUGCCAUUGACUUACUGUGCACACGAACAGUAAUUCUUAGUAGUAGAUUGUUUUAUGUAGCGAUUAUGAUGGUAUGGAAACACUUGAAGGGCUGUUUGGUUGAUAUUUAGAUGUUUAUUUUUUUCUGCUAGUCAGAUGUUCACUGACUGGCAGUGAGGUUUUGAGCUCUGGAGUGUAGUCUCUGUACCACCGCUGUCCUAGCCCUGUCCUUUACACUGUGUCUUCAUUAGUAUUCAGCUGUGUGCAGUGAUUGAGCAUUCUUGUCCAGAAUAUGGUGUCAUGGCCAGAGGAGGGAGCAAUUUCCAAGUUACUGUUGCCUUUUGGUCAUUAUGUAUAUCCUGGGGACUGAGCAUAGUCUGACACUAAUGCUGCAGCCUAGAGGGGAUGCUGGCUUGGAUGCCAGAAUUACUCCUGGAUGUAAUAGGGGUCUCAAGGACAGGAAGUCUUGAUGCUAAAAUCUGGGAUGGCACGUCACCAACUGUUGAGGCUCCUCUCUCUGCUGGCUGAAGCUGAUUUAAUUUAUUUGUGAAGUGUGUUGAGUUCCCUCCCCUUGUGACCUUUUUUCAGCUGGAUGGUCCCAGACCAGUGCACUUGAGCCCAUUCCGUUGACAUCUCCUCGAGGAGAGGGUUGUUCUGUAAGUACCUGUAUGGGCUGGGCCUAGAAGUUGGCUGACUCUGGCUGCUUUCAGUGGCACUUUCCUGAUCCCAACAGCUGAAUAAAUGAGCUUGGAUUUCACGGCACCUCUAAAUCUGUGGGCCACACCAAGUGUGCUGCCUUACUUAGGGCUAUAUGUUGCACCCAAGUCCAUGUCUGGUGGACAGCAGUGAAAAGGUUAUGGAGGGUUUACUUCCCCACCAGCACCGGUGCACUCACAUUAGUAGUGGCCCAAAAGGUUUGGCUGCUUGGUUCUGUGCUUAACUUCCUACUUGCCUUUCACUUGUUAAAACAGGGAGUUGGAAUAUGAUGCUGUACCCUUUCCUGCUAAAUCUCAGGGCCUUUGUUUCAGAUCCUGUUGCUGUGGAAAAUACUCUCCCAGUCAAUUGCAGGGAGCUGUUUUAGCUAAAAGUUAAUCUCUGUUCUAGUCUAAUGUUCUUUAAUGGUGCUUGUUCAACUACCAAGACAAUACAAGAGCGUUGUGGCUAUGUAGGUUUUAGUCCAGAACCUCUAGGUUAAGUAGUGAGCAGAUCAUUGUGUGGGGGGGUUUGGGGCAAUGACAGAAGACAAGGAGGGUGGGGGGGGGGGUGUCUCUGACAUGAAGUUAAAAAGCUGCCUUAAAUCAGUCUCGCUGUGAUAUGCAGAGGACAACCAGCUUCUAAAGAAAUCUAACGUCUUAAGUAUUGCUACAGAGAACUACGACAAAGUUUUAUACAUUCCUGCUCAAGGGAAGUUUUGUUUAUAAUAAACUUGAUCGUGUGUUACACAAGCGGUGUGUUUUGCCGUAGUUGGGAGCAAUCACACAUGCUGCUUGGUGCAACUGAAAGAGUUGCUGGUUGACUUUAGAGAACUGGCAGAAUUCAGCGAGGCUUAGGUCUCCUGGAAGCUAUUUGUGACUGGCCUAAGCAAGGAGUGGGUCGGGGACUGCUCAGAGCUUUGAUCCUGGGUGAGGGAAUACCCUCCUCCCCUGCAGGGUCACAGGCACAUUUUGGUUAUCUUCCUAAUACCCCUUUUGAAAUGAAGUGCAGACAGUGCCCAGGA